UGUACGUCAUACGUGGCCUUAUCAAGGUAUAUUUUUGUAGAUAAAUAGAAAUCAAAAUAAAUUAAUUUAUAACAUAAAAACAUAUUUUUUUAUUUUAGUAGGUAUAGAGUAGUUCAAACAAUAUUAAAAAUGUCAUUAUCAUACAAAUUACGUGUGAUUUUACUGACCGUCUUUUCUAUACUUCCAAUAUUCGCAAAUAGUUACACUAUCACGGUAGAUGCACACGCCGAAGAGUGUUUUUUUGAAAAUGUGGAAGCUGAUACUAAAAUGGGUUUAACGUUUGAAAUAGCAGAAGGAGGCUUUUUAGAUAUAGACGUGAAGAUAACAGGACCUGAUGGCGCGGUUAUUUAUAAAGGAGAACGAGAAUCGUCCGGGAUGUAUACAUUCUCAGCACCAACAUCUGGUCGAUACACUUACUGCUUCAGUAAUCAAAUGUCGACUAUGACUCCUAAGGUCGUUAUGUUUAAUUUUGAAGUGGGAGAUGCGCCAUCAAAAAAAUCUAGUGAAGCAGGUGAUGAAGCUAAUCACAAUAAGCUUGAGGACAUGAUUAAGGAACUUGGAACAACACUAAAAACAGUCAAACAUGAGCAAGAAUAUAUGCAGGUUCGAGAUCGUAUCCAUAGAGCAAUAAAUGAAAGCACUAACUCAAAUGUGGUGAUGUGGUCAAUAUUUGAGGCCUGUGUACUCCUCAUCAUGACAGUGGGACAGGUGUAUUACCUCAAGAGGUUCUUUGAAGUACAGCGUGUUGUGUAAUGUCUCAUACAUCCAUGUGUUUAUAAACUGUUAGUGAUACCACAAUAGUAACAAAUUCUUUUAAUAUAUUUUAAAUUUGAAGUUAACUUUAACAUUUUGUAUAAAUCAUGAAUUUACUUAAUAUGAUGUAUGAAGAAGUGUUAGUAUAAACAUUACUUAAUUUAUUUCAAGAACUAUAUUUUUCUUUGUAAAUACAUCACAUAAAAAUGAAGGCUUAUAAAUGGUUGAAAAGUUUUAUAAAAGUGAAAUAAAAGGUCUGUUAUAAAAGUAAA
Messenger RNA from Leptidea sinapis, 1025 nucleotides. It is a transcript of the gene CHOp24, whose product is annotated as transmembrane emp24 domain-containing protein 2. Gene Ontology annotation, biological process: endoplasmic reticulum to Golgi vesicle-mediated transport; Golgi organization; intracellular protein transport. Lineage: Eukaryota; Metazoa; Arthropoda; Insecta; Lepidoptera; Pieridae. The transcript has 4 exons. Gene Ontology annotation, cellular component: Golgi apparatus; COPII-coated ER to Golgi transport vesicle; endoplasmic reticulum-Golgi intermediate compartment. Bases 130 to 753 code for a protein of 207 amino acids. The record is from RefSeq and is a predicted model, not a curated record.